ACACCAUAUAGAGCAGCCACAGCAAGCUGUGCUUACUGUGCUGUGGUCAUCUGCUUUUUUGUGAUUUUUCAGACAUACAGUCCUACGUGCUACAGCCCCUUUAUUUCCCUCUCUCUCCUGCUUUGUUGCAGGCUGUCCUACCAGAGAAAUGAUGAUGAUGAGGAAGAAGCUGCCAGAGAACGUCGUCGACGAGCUCGACAGGAAAGGCUGCGGCAAAAGGAAGAAGGAGAUUUAUCAGGGGAAGUAACAGAGAAAUCAGAAGUUAAUGCCCAGAACAGUGUGGCAGAAGAAGAAACGAAACGUAGUACAGAUGAUGAAGCGGCAUUGUUGGAGAGACUGGCAAGACGGGAAGAGAGACGCCAAAAACGUCUACAGGAAGCCCUGGAACGUCAAAAGGAAUUUGACCCAACGAUCACAGAUGGGAGCUUGUCAGUGCCCAGCAGGAGAGAAGUAAACAAUGUGGAAGAAAAUGAGACCACAGGGAAAGAGGAAAAGGUUGAAACACGCCAAGGACGCUGUGAGAUUGAGGAAACAGAAACAGUUACCAAAUCGUACCAAAGGAACAAUUGGAGGCAAGAUGGAGAAGAAGAGGGAAAAAAAGAAGAAAAAGACACGGAAGAGGAGAAACCAAAGGAGGUACCCACAGAGGAAAAUCAGGUAGAUGUGGCAGUAGAAAAGUCCACAGAUAAAGAAGAGGUAGUAGAAACAAAAACUCUAGCUGUAAAUGCAGAGAAUGAUACAAAUGCUACGCUGGAAGGGGAGCAGAGUAUAACUGAUGCUGCAGAUAAAGAGAAGGAAGAGGCUGAGAAAGAAAGGGAGAAACUUGAGGCAGAAGAAAAGGAGAGGUUAAAAGCAGAAGAAGAAAAGAAGGCAGCUGAAGAAAAACAGAAAGCAGAGGAGGAAAAGAGGGCAGCUGAGGAAAGAGAGCGAGCUAAAGCAGAAGAGGAGAAGAGAGCAGCUGAGGAAAGAGAGAGGGCUAAGGCAGAAGAGGAGAAAAGGGCAGCUGAGGAAAGAGAGAGGGCUAAGGCAGAAGAGGAGAGGAAAGCAGCUGAGGAGAGGGCUAAGGCAGAAAAGGAGAGGAAAGCAGCUGAGGAGAGGGCUAAGGCAGAAGAGGAAAGGAAAGCAGCUGAGGAGAGGGCCAAGGCAGAAAAGGAAAAGAGGGCAGCUGAAGAAAAGGCUAGAUUAGAGGCAGAAAAAUUAAAGGAAAAGAAAAAGAUGGAAGAGAAGAAAGCACAAGAGGAAAAAGCUCAAGCAGAUUUGCUAAGAAAAAAGGAGGAAGACAAAGAGGUUAAAGCGGAAGCUAAAAAGGAAAGCUUACCAGAGAAGCUUCAACCUAUCUCCAAAAAAGAACAGGUAAAAGACAACAAGGAUAAAGAAAAAGCACCCAAGGAGGAAAUGAAAAGUGUCUGGGAUCGUAAAAAGGGAGUUCCGGAACAAAAGGCACAGAAUGGAGAACGCGAACUCACUGCCCCCAAACUUAAAUCUACUGAAAAUGCUUUUGGCCGCUCCAACUUGAAAGGAGCUGCAAAUGCCGAGGCUGGCUCUGAGAAGCUGAAGGAGAAACAGCAGGAGGCAGCUGUGGAGCUGGAUGAGCUGAAGAAAAGGCGGGAGGAGCGCAGGAAAAUCCUGGAGGAAGAGGAGCAGAAGAAGAAACAGGAGGAGGCUGAGAGAAAAAUCAGAGAGGAGGAAGAAAAGAAGAGGAUGAAGGAAGAAAUUGAAAGGAGAAGAGCUGAAGCAGCUGAGAAACGUCAGAAAAUGCCAGAAGAUGGCGUAUCUGAAGAAAAGAAGCCAUUUAAAUGUUUCAGUCCUAAAGGUUCAUCUCUGAAGAUAGAAGAACGAGCAGAAUUUUUGAACAAAUCCGCUCAGAAGAGUGGUAUGAAACCUGCCCACACAACAGCAGUUGUCUCAAAGAUUGACAGUAGACUUGAGCAAUACACUAGCGCAGUUGUGGGCAACAAGGCUGCAAAACCAGCCAAACCAGCAGCCUCUGACCUUCCUGUUCCAGCUGAGGGUGUCCGUAAUAUCAAGAGCAUGUGGGAGAAAGGGAAUGUUUUUUCAUCACCUGGGGGAACAGGAACACCAAAUAAGGAAACUGCUGGACUGAAAGUUGGUGUCUCCAGUCGUAUCAACGAAUGGCUAACCAAGACCCCAGAGGGUAAUAAAUCACCUGCUCCAAAACCUUCUGACUUAAGACCAGGAGAUGUAUCCGGCAAACGUAAUCUCUGGGAGAAGCAGUCAGUUGAAAAGCCAGCUGCUUCUUCUUCAAAGGUAACAGCUACGGGGAAAAAAUCAGAGACUAAUGGUAAGUAAUUCUAAUAAUUCACCCACCUAUUAAAAAGAAAAAAAUGUUUGUACAGACAUUUUUGUACAGACACUACAGUUCCAGGUUUUUAAAACACUACAACUGUUAACGUUGAUGAGAAAAAAAACACCUUUUUUUUCCUUUGCCAAAAAAAGGGGGAAAAAAGCUCCAUUGCAGCAUCACCAAAAUAUGGCUACUAUUUUGAGAAAUAACGCUGAAACGUCUGGGAGGGCUGAGUACAAGAAGCUCUCUAGCCACGUUUGCCAGUAUUGUGUGAGUGACAUCGCAUCAAAUUUGCUACAGCUGCACAGCAUCAUUAAACUAAGAGGUCUGAUGAACGGGAUGGUCAUUUAACUAAUUGCAGCAAAUACCAGGCAUCUGGGAAAGGCUCUUUUAAAGGCUGCAGAGAGAAUGGAUAUGCUUUUCACAAGUGGAAAGGGAGAAUACAAAAAGCAAAGCUAUUGUGGCUGCAUCAUUUGAGCAAAAAUGGAAGAUCUCAGCAUUGCUGAGAACAAGCCCUGCAUCUGAUUUUAAGUACUGCCACUGGGCAAUAAUGAAGCUUGCUGAAAACUCUGCAGUGUUUGUGUUUGAAAAUUCACCUUGCUGGUCACAAGUCCCAUCUGUUCUGGCACAUCCAGAUGGGGACAGAGCUCAGAUGCACUCAGCAGUGUCACUGUUUUUGUUGGAGCUGUGCAUUGGUCUUUGCAAGACAAAAAGAGUCUUACUACUGUCAUGUUGAAAUUAGUAGUCUAGGAAACAACUUAGCUAUAGGUCAAUAAAUCAGUGAAAUUCUCCUCCUA
Messenger RNA from Meleagris gallopavo (turkey), 3102 nucleotides. NCBI's taxonomy places the organism in Eukaryota, Metazoa, Chordata, Aves, Galliformes, Phasianidae. The record is from RefSeq and is a predicted model, not a curated record.